AUGGCGAGUCCGGACCACCCCCGCAAACAGCUUAUCAUCAACGCCAUGGUUCUCAUGUCACCUAGUGGCCCAUCUCCGGGACUCUGGCGACAUCCGGCCGAUACAUCCCCGGAGUUUCACGAUGUUCACCACUGGGCUAAUCUCGCCAAGACCUUGGAAGCUGCUAAAUUCCACGGUAUCUUCAUAGCAGACACAAUUGGGGGUUACGAAAUCUACAAAGGUCCUCGUAAUUUUGCCCCCUCAAUUUCUGCCGGUGCCCAGUUUCCAAAUAUCGAGCCAUUGUCAGUCAUUUCAGCAAUGGCUGCGGCUACGGAAAGCAUCAACUUCAGCGUAACAGUUACAACAACGUAUGAACAGCCGUAUCAUUUAGCUCGAAGGCUGUCCACCGUCGACCAUAUGUCGCGCGGAAGAUUGGGUUGGAAUAUAGUCACCGGCUACUUAGACUCGGCUGCACGAAAUCUUGGCUAUACUGAGCAGCCUUCGCACGAUGAGCGUUAUGUUAUUGCUGAGGAGUAUAUGGAUGUCAUGUAUAAGCUGAUGGAGUCUUCUUGGCGUGACGAUGCUGUCGUCUAUGACCGUGAAAAAGGAGUCUUUUCUGACCCGACACGAGUGCGGGAAAUCAACCACGUUGGGAAAUAUUACAGUGUACCGGGACCGCAUAUCUGCAAUCCCAGCCUUCAGAGGACCCCUGUGCUGUUGCAAGCUGGCACUUCCAAGGCAGGAAAGAGCUUUGCCGCAAAACAUGCUGAGGCGGUCUUUGUUUCAGGCCACUCGCCCGAGAUGCUUGCCCAGAACAUUGCAGACAUUCGCUCAAUGGCGCAAAGUGAAUUUGGUCGUGAUCCUCAAAAUGUGAAGUUCCUCGCACUCGUUUGUCCUAUAAUUGGGCGAACGGAGAAAGAAGCUCACGAGAAACAUCGCGAGUUUAUAGGUCUUGGGUCAAAGGAAGGUGCAUUAGCAUUGUUUGGUGGUUGGACUGGAAUUGAUCUUAGCAAAUAUGGAGAUGAUGAGGAAUUACGUUAUGUGGAAAGCAAUGGAAUCAGAUCCAUCGUCGAGGGCUGGUCAAAGGCUUGUCCUGGUGUGGAGAAGUGGACGAAGGUAACAUUGGCAGAACAAAUUGUCGUCGGCGGUCUCUGUGCUACUAUUGUUGGUACCACACAACAGGUUGCUAAUGAGCUAGAACGAUGGGUAAAGGUUGCAGAUUUGGAUGGUUUCAACUUCUCAUAUGCUGUCAAGCCAGGAACGUAUACGGAAAUCGCAGAGUUACUUCUCCCGGAGCUUCGCCUGCGAGGCGUUUUCUGGGACGACUAUACAGUCAAGGGAGGAACAUACCGUGAGAACUUUUACGGUGUCAAAGGAGAAAACGGACUGCCCGCAGAUCACCCUGGAGCUAAAUUUCGAUGGAAGGCCGGAGUGGAUGCGGCUGAUCAUCCGAUUCCGGACAGUUAA
Talaromyces rugulosus is the source of this 1446-nucleotide messenger RNA. RefSeq lists its product as uncharacterized. NCBI's taxonomy places the organism in Eukaryota, Fungi, Ascomycota, Eurotiomycetes, Eurotiales, Trichocomaceae. The transcript is spliced from 6 exons. Gene Ontology annotation, molecular function: monooxygenase activity; oxidoreductase activity, acting on paired donors, with incorporation or reduction of molecular oxygen. The record is from RefSeq and is a predicted model, not a curated record. Bases 1 to 1446 code for a protein of 481 amino acids.